Molecule: messenger RNA, 1537 nt
Organism: Neomonachus schauinslandi (Hawaiian monk seal)
Lineage: Eukaryota; Metazoa; Chordata; Mammalia; Carnivora; Phocidae
Gene: CYTH4
Product: cytohesin 4
Exons: 14
Coding region: 51-1238 (395 amino acids)
Biological process (GO): regulation of ARF protein signal transduction
Molecular function (GO): guanyl-nucleotide exchange factor activity
Source: RefSeq, a predicted model, not a curated record
CUGGGUCAGCAGGAACGGCAGUACAGGCCACCCUUCCCCAGGGCCUCAGAAUGGACCUCUGCCACCCAGACCCAGCAGAGCUGAGCAGCGGGGAGACAGAGGAGCUGCAGCGGAUCAAGUGGCACCGGAAGCAGCUUCUGGAAGACAUCCAGAAGCUGAAAGACGAGAUCGCAGAUGUGUUUGCCCAGAUUGACUGCUUCGAGACCGCGGAGGAGAGCCGGUUGGUGCAGAAGGAGAAGGAGCUAUGCAUCGGGCGUAAGAAGUUCAAUAUGGACCCCAUGAAGGGCAUCCAGUAUCUCACUGAGCGCAAAUUGCUGACCCCCAAUGUCCAGGACAUCGCCCAGUUCCUGUACAAGGGCGAGGGCCUCAACAAGACGGCCAUUGGCACCUACCUGGGGGAGAGGGAUCCCUUCAACCUGCAGGUCCUCCACGCCUUCGUGGACUGCCACGAAUUUGCCAACCUCAACCUCGUGCAGGCCCUCAGACAGUUCCUGUGGAGCUUCCGGCUGCCAGGCGAGGCCCAGAAGAUUGACCGGAUGAUGGAGACGUUUGCCACCCGAUACUGCCUCUGCAACCCAGGCGUCUUCCAGUCCACAGACACCUGCUACGUCCUGUCCUUCUCCAUCAUCAUGCUCAACACCAGCCUCCACAAUCCCAAUGUCCGGGACAGGCCGCCCUUCGAGCGCUUCGUGUCCAUGAACCGAGGCAUCAAUGGUGGCGGUGACCUGCCUGAGGAGCAGCUGCGGAAUCUCUUUGACAGCAUCAAGAGCGAACCCUUCUCCAUCCCAGAGGAUGACGGCAAUGACCUCACUCACACCUUCUUCAACCCCGACCGCGAGGGCUGGCUGCUCAAACUGGGUGGGGGCCGCGUGAAGACGUGGAAACGCCGCUGGUUCAUCCUGACUGACAACUGUCUCUACUACUUCGAAUUCACCACUGACAAGGAGCCACGGGGAAUCAUACCGCUGGAGAACCUCUCUGUGCAGAAGGUGGACGACCCCAAGAAGCCAUUCUGCCUGGAGCUCUACAACCCCAGCUGCCGGGGCCAGAAGAUCAAGGCGUGUAAGACGGACGGCGAGGGCAAGGUGGUGGAGGGCAAGCACGAGUCUUAUCGCAUCUCUGCGUCCAGCGCCGACGAGCGCGACCAGUGGAUCGAGGCCAUCCGAGCCAGCAUCACCCGUGUCCCCUUCUACGACCUGGUCUCUGCUCGGAAGAAGAAGAUUGCCAACAAGCACUGAGCUUCCUGAGAGGUGGUGCCGGGGGGUCCAGGGGUCACGGGAACCCCAUGACCUGUGGUACCUGGAGACUUAUAUCCCACCCCAGGACACCCUCUUCUGGCGCAUAGACAUUGUCCCCGCCCCCAUGACUUUGAGCUACCAGGAGUGGGGGGUAGAGGGGGCAGGGCUCAGGAGGGUGGGUGGGAAGACUCACGGGCUCAGAGGUGGCACUCAGGUCCCCUGGCUCUCGGCACCCAGGCACUGCCAGGAAAGGCCCCUGCCCCCUGCCCACGUCACUGCAGCAAGGAGCGAGGAAAGCA